AUGAGAACCAUGGCGAGGUCCACGGCGCUUUCCCUCCGCGCUGUCCUUGCGUUUGCCGCUGGCGUGUAUUCGCAAUCAUGCAUUGGUAGCACUGGUGCCAAGGUCUAUGAGGCCGAGGAUGGUGUUCUCUCGGGAACGAAGCUCGACACCGCCCAAGCCGGUUUCACAGGUACUGGUUAUGUGACUGGCUUCGAAGGUGACAACGCCAAGGUCACCAUCAAUGUCGACUGUACUGGAGAAGGGCAGAAGCUCUUUGACCUAAACAUUAGGUUCGCUGCCAUCUAUGGCGAGAAGCGUACCAGUGUCGUUCUCAACGGCGGUGCUUCUAACGAGGUCCUCCUUGCUGCCGGCGAGACCUGGGCCACCGUUUCUGCUGGCCAAGUGCUGCUCAACGAGGGGAAAAACACGAUUGAUAUCGUGAGGAACUGGGGAUGGUACCUCAUUGACUCCAUUACCCUGACUCCUACCGCCCCUCGCGGCCCUCACAACAUUAACGAAGCCCUCACCAACGCGAACGCCAACGCUGAUGCUAAGGCGCUCUACUCCUACCUCCGCUCCAUCUACGGCAAGAAGAUCCUCUCGGGCCAACAGGAGCUCUCCUAUUCCAACUGGAUCAACGAACAAGUCGGCAAGACACCCGCCCUCGUCAGCGUUGACCUGAUGGACUACUCUCCCAGCCGUGUCGAACGCGGCACUGUCGGCACUGCUGUCGAGGAGGCCAUCACCCACCACAAGCGGGGCGGUAUUGUCUCCGUCCUCUGGCACUGGAACGCACCCACUGGCUUGUAUGACACCGAGGAGAACAAGUGGUGGAGCGGUUUCUACACGCGAGCCACCGACUUCGACGUCAGCAAGGCUCUGGCCGACACCACCAACGCCAACUACACGCUCAUCAUCCGCGACAUCGACGCCAUCGCCGUCCAGCUGAAGAAGCUCCAGGACGCCGGUGUCCCCGUUCUCUGGCGCCCGCUUCACGAGGCUGAGGGUGCGUGGUUCUGGUGGGGUGCCAAGGGCCCCGAGCCGUGCAAGAAGCUCUGGGCUUUGUUGCACGACCGUCUGACGAACCACCACGGCCUGAACAACCUUGUCUGGAUCUGGAACUCCAUUGCUCCUGCCUGGUACCCUGGUGAUGACACUGUCGACAUUCUCAGCGCUGAUGUUUAUGCUCAGGGCCACGGACCCAUGACCACGCAAUACAACGAUCUCAUCACCCUCGGCAAGGACAAGAAGUUGAUCGCUGCGACCGAAGUCGGUAGUGCGCCUUUCCCUGACCUGCUUCAGGCAUACGAGGCUCACUGGUUGUACUUCUGCGUCUGGGGUGACACCUUUAUCAACAAUGCUGAAUGGAACAGUGUCGCAGACUUGAAGAAGAUCUACGAGAGUGAUUAUGUUCUUACUCUUGACGAGAUCCAGGGCUGGCGUGGAUAG
Molecule: messenger RNA, 1428 nt
Organism: Colletotrichum truncatum
Lineage: Eukaryota; Fungi; Ascomycota; Sordariomycetes; Glomerellales; Glomerellaceae
Product: mannan endo-1,4-beta-mannosidase
Biological process (GO): substituted mannan metabolic process
Molecular function (GO): mannan endo-1,4-beta-mannosidase activity; carbohydrate binding
Source: RefSeq, a predicted model, not a curated record